Molecule: messenger RNA, 827 nt
Organism: Lytechinus variegatus (green sea urchin)
Lineage: Eukaryota; Metazoa; Echinodermata; Echinoidea; Temnopleuroida; Toxopneustidae
Product: insulin-like peptide receptor
Exons: 4
Coding region: 1-474 (157 amino acids)
Source: RefSeq, a predicted model, not a curated record
AUGAGUUUGGAUACUGUCAUGAAAGUGUGUCCAGUAAGUUGUCCAAGAUCGUGUAAUGAAGCUGGGAGGUGUUGUCAUGAACAGUGUAUUGGAGGCUGCCGAGGGUCUACUGCCAGUGAUUGCACUGCUUGCCGUCAUUUCCUACAUCUAGGUGUAUGCGUGGGGCAGUGUCCCAAUAGAACAUUCCAGUUCAAGAAUCGUCAUUGCAUCACAGCAGAGCAGUGUCCAGCCAGUUGGAAGUUAUUCAACGAGAAAUGUACUCAGGAUUGUCCAGGUGGUUAUAUGCCAGACUUUAAUGACAGUAGACAUUGCCUACCUUGUACUGGAACAUGCCCUAAAGUAUGUGAUGGAAAGACUAUCCAAUCCGUGGAAGAUGCGGCUGCAAUGAAAGGAUGUACUUACGUGCAUGGAUCGCUAACUAUAAGCGUACAUGGCAGAGGUACAGUAGCCCCUUGGAUAGGAUGUAAAUUUUAGGUUGUUUCAUUGAGGGAGUGUUACAUAGUUUUCUUUCUCACUUUAUUCUCUUCUAUUUUUUUUCUCUUUCCCUCCUCCCCCCCCCCCGGUUAUUUUGCGUAUCUUAUCUUUCUUGACUUUUUCCUAUACUCUAUAGGCUUGUGACAAGUAAAAGAAUUACAUUAAUCCAUUGCAUUUUAUGUCUUGUUUCCCCCAUUCCUUUUGCAUUCUUUCAUUGUCACUGUUUUCCACAUAUCUACCUGUCUGUCUCUCCGUUUGUCUGUCUCUGUGUCUCUAUGUGUGUGUGUGUUUGGACCUGUCUCUCUGGUGUGUGUCUCUCUUACUCUGUCUUUUUGUUUCUGUUGACAGUGGUU